AGUCGAUCGGGCGAAGAGCCUCCUUCCGGACUUCAGGGACAGGGCACAGUUUCUGACCCUUACGAUCGAGGCAAUGCUCCAGAGAACGUCUCUGCGUCAGAGGAGCCACCAGCAGGUGUGCAAGGGAAAGGCACAGUCAACGAGCCCUUCGACCAGGGUAAUGCGCCAGAAAACCCAUCAUCCUCUGCGCCAAAUGCGGACACAUCGCCGAAGCCAGCCGGCAUCACUAUAGAGCCGCCCUCCGAGUCGAAGACCUCUAUUGUCAACGGCGAGAAACAAAAAUCGACUGAGGAGCGGGGACGAGAUGCGUUGAGAGCCCCUGCUAAGAAUCGGAUCGAGGAGCGCGACGUCAGUCCUGGCACUUUGCCAGACGGCAGUCACGCAAAAACGAGCGGUGAAAGAGGAGAAGGCUACGAGCCUGGAAGGUUGAAUAAGUUGAAGAGCAAGUUUCCGUUUGGCAAGCACUAG
Messenger RNA from Exophiala aquamarina CBS 119918, 468 nucleotides. RefSeq lists its product as uncharacterized. Lineage: Eukaryota; Fungi; Ascomycota; Eurotiomycetes; Chaetothyriales; Herpotrichiellaceae. The transcript is spliced from 3 exons. The record is from RefSeq and is a predicted model, not a curated record. The annotation marks the transcript as partial.